CUAAUCGGACGGUCAGAAACAUCCUCUCCUGGCCUUUGUUUCCUUCGCCACUAGAUAAAUAUCUCGAACAACAACCGAGGCGAAGAAAAAAAGAGGCCAUAAGAAAUAAAAACUUGCGUCGUUCAUCUCGUAGGUUUCUUAUUGCUUUAAUUCCUUCACUCCGGUGAUCGAUUCCCGGCGUCCAUGGCGGAGAAGAUCAUCUUGAAGAGCUCUGAUGGCGAGGUCUUCGAGGUGGAGGAGACUGUGGCAAUGGAAUCACAGACGAUCAAGCACAUGAUAGAGGAUGACUGCGCCAGCAACGGCAUCCCCCUACCCAACGUUACCAGCAAGAUCCUCUCCAAGGUGAUUGAAUACUGCAAGAGGCACGUCGAAGCCUCUGCCGCCGCCUCCAAGGCCGCCGCCGAGGACUCCUCCUCCAAGCUCGCUGACGACGAGCUCAAGGCCUGGGACGCCGAGUUCGUCAGGGUCGACCAGGCCACGCUCUUCGACCUCAUCCUUGCUGCAAACUAUCUAAACAUUAAAGGCCUACUGGAUCUGACCUGCCAAACCGUGGCUGAUAUGAUCAAGGGCAAGACCCCUGAAGAGAUCCGCAAAACUUUCAACAUCAAAAAUGACUUUACUCCUGAAGAAGAGGAAGAGGUCCGGAGAGAGAACCAGUGGGCCUUUGAGUGAAUGGAAUUUACAUGUUAUUUUCUGAUAGGUGGGUAGCUGGCCUUGGGGUGAUUAUGGUGUAGAUUGAUGGCCUGAAACAAUGCUGGACUUCCUUCUAUGAUGCUAUUACUUUUACUGUGAGCUGUACAAAGUAUAUAGGGUUGGUUGCUUAUCCGGACAUGGGCACUGCUUGCCAACCUUAUUUGGAUACUUUGUGUAUUUUCCUCUUGAAUCAUCGAACUUUGACAAUUAUAUUACAUUUCCUUGAUUUGGAUCCGA
This is a messenger RNA of Phoenix dactylifera (date palm), 930 nucleotides long. RefSeq names its product SKP1-like protein 1A. The record is from RefSeq and is a predicted model, not a curated record. Lineage: Eukaryota; Viridiplantae; Streptophyta; Magnoliopsida; Arecales; Arecaceae. Gene Ontology annotation, biological process: ubiquitin-dependent protein catabolic process.